AAGCGCCGCGGCGCCGUCGGGGUGAGGCCGGGCGCGCGCGCGGCCGAUGGAGCCGGGGGCGGGUCGCCCGGGCGCGGCGCCCAGCGGGGCGUCGCCCGUGCGCGCCCGCCUGGACGCGCUGCUGGAGCGCGCGGCGGCGCAAGGCCUCUGCGACGGAGGCCCCGGCAGCGCCGGCGACGGCACGAUCGUAGGCGACGCGGCGGCGGUUGCCAAAGCCGCGGGCAUCCGCUUCACGACGGUCUACGAGGUCCUCGCCGAGGCCGAGGAGGCGCUCCAGUUGCCAGGCUGUCCGGCUGUGGUGGCGCUCCGCGUCGGGGACCUUUGCGAGGUCGUGUCCCCCGUCUGCGUCCGCAGGGAGGAGGCGCUGGACAGCGAGGUGCUCGUCGAGAGGGUGGCGCCGGGCAGGAGGCUGCGCGUGCUCGAGGUCGGCAGGCGCGACCGGCCGCGCAUCCGCGUGGCGGGGGCGGGCGGCGGCGCCACGAGCGGUUGGGUCAGCGUGCGGGCUCACGGCGGGGACGAGCUGGUGCGGCCCGUGGAGGCGCCUCGCUUGGCGGGUGCCGCCGGCUCCAUCGGGCCCGUGGAGCAGCUCAGCGCGGGGCUCGCGGCGCUGGGCUCGAGCACCAGCGCCUUCGUGUCGCAGGCGCCGGCGACGCGGUGGCCUCGAGGUCCUCCCGCAUCGCGGAGCAGUCGCAGCUCGCCCAGCGGGCGCGCAAGGAGGACGCGGCGGAGGCUCGGCGUCAACUCGAGGA
Molecule: messenger RNA, 749 nt
Organism: Prorocentrum cordatum
Lineage: Eukaryota; Dinophyceae; Prorocentrales; Prorocentraceae
Source: the annotation of a GenBank genome assembly